Seriola aureovittata is the source of this 6932-nucleotide messenger RNA. RefSeq names its product peptidylglycine alpha-amidating monooxygenase (gene pam). The record is from RefSeq and is a predicted model, not a curated record. Gene Ontology annotation, molecular function: copper ion binding; peptidylglycine monooxygenase activity; protein binding. Gene Ontology annotation, biological process: peptide metabolic process. The coding region runs from base 229 to 3168 and encodes 979 amino acids. Gene Ontology annotation, cellular component: membrane; extracellular region. The transcript is spliced from 27 exons. NCBI's taxonomy places the organism in Eukaryota, Metazoa, Chordata, Actinopteri, Carangiformes, Carangidae.
CAGCGAUGAGUCACCGAGCCAGCUCCUCAUCUCACUGAUUCUCUCUUUGCCAUCUAUCAGCAUCCUCUGGGUUUCAAGGUGGCUGCUUCAGACAGACGUUUGAACAUGGUGAAGGAGUGAGGUCCAGCAGGGAUACCACCUUCACAUUCUCCUCAACCAAGCCAAGCAAGGACACCAGACAUCAGCAGCAGCAGCAGCAGCAGCAGAACACGCGGUGCCAUCACAGGCAUGAUGGGAGUCCCCACGCUCUGUGUCGUGGUCCUAGCAUUCAUCAGUCACAGCCACAGCCUGGAAAUACAAAACCCUCUGUACAGGUCCAAAAGGUCUCAGGAGAACCUGUUGUUGGAUCCCAGCAGCUGUGCGUCCAGGACCGAGCAGCAGGUCUUUACAAACCCUCACAAUUUCUCUGUGGACAUUCGGAUGCCUGGUGUCAUCCCGGCCGGGUCGGACACUUACCUGUGCAUGGCAUUUCCUGUGCCAACGAGUCGAGAUGCGUAUAUAGUGGACUUCAUACCUCAUGCCAGUAUGGACACAGUCCAUCACAUGCUACUGUUUGGCUGCCAGACUCCUGUCUCCACCAGCAGCUACUGGGACUGUGGCAGUGUACCAGGCACUUGUGAGGAUGAAGCCUCCAUUAUGUACGCCUGGGCUCGCAACGCACCCCCCACUAAACUCCCCAAAGAUGUUGGUUUUAAAGUCGGAAGAAAUUCAGGAAUAAGUUACUUUGUGCUGCAGAUCCAUUAUGGAGAUGUCAGUGCUUUCAGAGACCAUCACAGAGACUGCUCAGGACUCUCCUUAAGAAUGACGUCCAAGCCGCAGCCGUUCAUAGCUGGUAUAUACCUGCUCAUGUCUGUGGACACAGUCAUCCUUCCAGGGAAAAGAGUUACCAAUGCAGACGUCGCCUGUGAUUACACUUCACAUCCCAUCUACCCCUUCGCCUUCAGGACCCACACACACCACCUUGGGAAAGUGGUCAGUGGCUACAGGAUCCGAGAUGGGAAGUGGAGCCUGAUUGGACGACAGUCCCCUCAGCUACCACAGGCUUUCUAUCCUGCCAACAAGGAAUUGAGUGUGAAGUACGGUGACACCAUCGCUGCCAGAUGUGUGUUUUCUGGUGAGGGCAGAACCUCCAAAACCUACAUUGGCGGCACCUCUGAUGAUGAAAUGUGCAACUUCUACAUAAUGUACUACAUGGACAGCAAACAUGCGAUCCCCUUCAUGAACUGUAUGGAGACGGGCUCCAAAGAGCUGUUUGAACAUAUUCCAGCAGAGGCCAGUGUUCCCAUCGCUGUCAGUCCAGGUCACAUGAACUCCAUGAUGCACAUGGGACACUCAAAAGAUCAAGGUAACAGAUCACCGCUGGAUGCAAGCAAAGCAGACCAGGUUCUGGAUCAGGGUGACCUCUAUUCUCUCAUGUCCAAGCUGCUAGGCCAGAGUAAGGACAUAGCUCACAUUCAUAAGUACAACCCCAGCGAGAUGCAGAGAGCCCAGGCUGAGCUGGUGGCUCAGAUUGAUAGCUUAAUACAAAAUACAGACCUGGGCUCUCCCAGUGCCACAUUAGCCUUCCAGACCAGGGAGGACCCUGUUUUGGUGAGGGACAGAGUCCACAAAUUCCAUCAGCUUGAGGCCACAGCCAAGUCCCCAGGAAGCAAGCUGCUAGCUACAGGACAAGACUACCAUCUGGAGCCAGUGUCAGGGUGGCCACAGAGUUCUCUGCAGCUGGGUCAGGUAUCAGGACUUGCCCUGGACUCAGAUUCUAACCUGGUCAUUUUCCACAGAGGAGACCACCACUGGGGGACCAACUCCUUUAACAACCAGGCCAGGUACCAGCAGAGGUCUCUGGGUCCCAUCCAGCAGUCCACCAUUCUGGUUGUGGAUCCAGCUAAAGGCAACAUCCUGAAGGCUUCGGGCAGAAACAUGUUUUAUUUGCCUCAUGGAAUAACUACAGACAAGGAGAAUAAUUACUGGGUCACUGACGUGGCUCUUCAUCAGGUGUUAAAGGUGAGCAACGAUGGUAGAGACAGUACCCUGCUGGCUCUGGGAGAGGCCUUCACACCAGGAAGUGACAGUAGACACUUCUGCCAGCCCACUGACGUGGCCGUGGACCCAGAGACCGGAGACAUAUUUGUGUCUGACGGAUACUGCAACGCCAGGAUCCUCAGGUUCUCUGCUGAGGGCCAGUACCUGUCUGAGUGGGGAGCAGGCUCGUCAGACAGGAGGAGGCGGGUGCCGUUCCAGGUCCCCCACAGCCUGGUGUUCCUCCCUGACAGACGGGAGGUGUGUGUAGCCGACAGGGAGAACGGACGUAUCCAGUGCUUCAUCGCUGAGACCGGAGAGUUCGUCAAGGAAAUAAAGAAGGAGGAGUUUGGAGGGGAGGUGUUUGCCAUCACCUACAGCCCUGCUGGAGAAGGCUUGAUCUUUGCAGUAAAUGGAGAAUCUCCGUAUCACUCAGCUCCACUCAGAGGGUUUGUUAUAAAUUACUCAACAAAGGACAUUUUGGAUACGUUCAGCCCAAACAAGAAGGAGUUUAAAAUGCCUCAUGACAUCGUGGAAACCAGGGAUGGCAGCGUGUUUGUCGGAGAUGCAGGCAGUAAAUCAGUCUUCAAGUUCACCACUGAGAAGUCUCAUCGUUCUGUAAAGAAAGCGGGAAUCGAGGUUCAAGAGCUUGAAGAAAUGGAGACGAUCAUCCAAACGAAGCUGAGGCCUGAACACAACAUGUCGAAGACCGCAGCCGUCCAAGAGAAGCAAGCUGUGGCUCAACCGCCUCAACCACAGAAACAGAGAGAGGAGGAGGAGGACCAGAAGAAGAAGAGUGCAGUGAAGCCCAACAGAGGGGGCGGUGUACUUCCAGCCAUCAUCACCACACUGCUGCUCAUCCCUCUGGUGCUGGUCAUCUCCAUAGGAGUCUUCAUCUGCUGGAGGAGGAACAACCGAUGUGAGGUGAAAACUGAACCCAGUUCUGUGGGAGGGAUCUUGGGAAAAAUACGAGGUAAAGCGGUGGGCACUCUGAAUCUGGGGAACUUCUUUGCGUCCCAUAAGGGUUACAGUCGUCAGGGUUUCGACCAGCUGAGCACCGAAGGCAGCGACCAAGAGAGGAACGACGAGGACAGCAGUGACUCUGAGAACGAGGAGUACUCUGCUCUGCCGCCUCCUCAGUCCUCCUCCUAGACGCUCUGGGCCCAGCCACCUUCUGCUUACAUUGCCAAGAUGUAUGUUAUUCAUCAAGUGUGUAACUGUUGUGUUAGCUGCCAAUCUUAUUGUUUAUAUAUUUAAAUAUAUACUGUAUAUAAAAUAAUUUGGUAUAAUUUAGGCGGUUUAUUUAAUCUUUAUUUAAUUUAGCCGAGGUCUUGAUACAGCCUCGGUGACACAUUCACACAUAAGAGUGUCAAAGAUUUGUUUCCCCAAAUCAAACAGCAUUAGUGGAAUUAUUAUAAUUAUGAUCAGCACAAUCCACAGGGACAAAGAUUUAGCCUUAAAAGAGAAGAAGAACCUGCUGAUGGGCUCAGAUCAGUUUAUCCUGGAGUUUCCCUUGUUUCAGGAACUUUGUCUAAAUUCCUGAAAUGAGUUUUUUUUUUUUUUUUUUUUUAAUGGAAACAGGUGAAAACACGUCUGAGCUGGUGACUGGACUUUUAUUUUGAAUUCAUGAGGAAAUGUACCAAACUUCACUGAAUGACUUUUUUAGAAGGAGAAUUUCUACGACUGAAAUGUGUUUCAUGGUCAGUUCACGUCUUCAUUCAUUCACACUGACAGUGACCUGUUUGAAAACAUUAAGGGUUCUGUUUUCAUGGUGGAGCUGUGACCAGCACACUGACAGCUUCCUGACCGUGACAUUGGUGAGAGAGGGGUACACACAGGUGGGCUCACAAAGAGAAACCCUGGUAUUUUGGGAGAAGUUGGGUCUUCAGAGCUGAGUUCUUGUCUCAGAACCACAUCUCUGGAGCAACGUCACACUGCUGUCAGUUUGUAGAGUUUGUCAACAGGAGCUAACUAAACGCUUGGAGAGAAUGUUUUAAUGAAACACUCUUCAUUGGUGCAUGUUGAUGAGUUUAAGAGCAGCUUCAUUAAACCAUUAAACCCCUGCAGCCUCUGACUGUGCCAAACCAGAGCAUGGUGCCAUCACACCUGGCCAUUCACUGUGUUUACCUUGAUUACAGGCUGCUACAGAACAAACCACUCACCUCCACCUACAUCACACUGGUCAGAUGUCAGCAGCUCAUGAAUCUGUGCAUCAGCUCCUCUCCAGGUUUUUAGUUUAAGUGUCAUUUCAUAUGAUAUGAUGUGACCACACAUGAGACAGUAGUUAUUAUAUUAUUUAGUGUAUUUAUGAGGCAACACCUCCUCUGAUCUCUGUUCACCUCCAUCAGCUCUUCUACACUUGGAGCUGCUGCACAUCCAUGAACGAGAGCAGCAGGUGGAGACGCCCUCACGUCUCUGGUUCUGCUCUGUGUUUAUUAGGGCCACGGCCUCUGUGCUGGUCACACUGUUUGCUCCAUUAAAACAGGGCCCUGAGGAAAAACAGGAAACUGCUGUUGUCACCUGUUUAGUAGUCUACUGUUUAUUUUAUUGCUUUGUGUCUGAGUCUGGACUUGUGUUUUAAUGACAUGUAAACAUGUGAGUGAGACUCAGUUGAGCAGAAUCAGUUACAGAAGUUUGAUAUUUUAUGAUGAUUUUACAAACACACAGUUUAACAGCACUGAUGAAUAUACAGCUGAGUUUACCCGGAGAAAUGCAUCCCUCCCUGCAUGAAUCUCUUCCAUGUAGUGAAGCUGUUCACAGCGUAACUGAAGCUGAACUGCUCAUGUUUUACAUCGGUGACAUUUCAUUGUAAUUUUGUGCCUUUUCAUGUGUGUAUUCUGCCUUUCUUCAGCACCUGCCAUUACAACAUGUAUCACGGGAUGAAAACAGCUGCUGCUGCUGCUGCUAGUAGAGCUUCUACUACACUGAUCUCUCUUCCAUUCAAGAUAUUAAUAGAUAUAUGUCUAUAUUUAUGUUUGUGUGUGUGUGGACUUGUAAUUCUGUCGCUGUGAGGACCACUUUGAGUCGUAGACCUGAACCAGUGAGGACGCUGUCCAGUCUUCAGGUUUGAAUCAGGUUUAGAUCGGGGUAAGGGGCUAUGGAAUGCACUAUGUCAAUGAGUGUCCUCACAAAGACAAAAGUGUGUGUGUGUGUGUGUGCGCAUGUGUGUGCGUGUGUGUGUGCGCGUGUGUGUGUGUGAGAGAGAUUGUGAUUGUGUGUGCGGUGCCAAUCUAACAUUGUUAACAGCCAAGUCUUAGCACUGUCACUGUUGAUAAUCAAACUACAACUGAAGAAACAGCGUGAACUGAGAAAUGAACAUCUGACAUGUGACUUAAAGGAGCAGUCCGUCUGUUUUAGCUCCUACAGAACGUACUGUACUUUAUAUUUCUGCUCUCCAUUUGAAACACAUGCUGUCCUUUAGUCAUAUAAUUAACAGUAAUGAACAUUGAAGUUUAAAGCGGAAUGAAAAGUCAGCACCAUAGAUUGUAAAUAAAUAUGGACGUAGCCUCUGUGAUGUCCCCCACAAGUUCCUAAAGAGCAAUUUUGAAGCUCAGAGUGAGCUGCUCCACUGUCACCAUCUUGGCAGUGACUGACUCCGCCCCUAACUCCCAGCUAAUCCUAAAUUGGGCAAAGAGGAGGGGCAUGUGUGGAGCAGAGACUUUGGUGUAUGCUGGAUUAUGGCAAGCAUAUACUCAAAGACACUCAAAGAGGCCACGCCCUCAAUUCUACAUAACUUUAAGGCUUAAUAAAACAGUUUCUGUACCAGGCUGUAAACACGUUUAUUUCUGCUGUAAAGUUGGACAUUUAAACAUCUAUGGGGAUUGACUCACUGUUGGAGCCAGACUCUAGUGGUCAUUAGAGGAACUGCAGUCUUUGGUUCUCCAGUGUUGACUUCAUUUUUCAGCCCCAGAGGCUGAUACUUGGUCUGCACUGCAUCACCUAACAUUACAGGUCUGCAACUACCAAUUAUCCCAUUAUUGAUUAAUCUGGCAGCUGGUUUCUUGAUCACUUGAUCAAUCAGCUCAUCUAUGAAAUUUCAGAAAACAUUUAUAAAUACCCACAUAUAUUCCCCAGAGCCUAAACAGCUGGAAUUGUCCUUUAAAUGUUUGUCUUCAUAUUUUGAAUGGAUCCACAUCAGAAUCCAGUUUAAUGAAAACAUUCCACUGGGCUCAUUUAUUGAUUUACGCUGCAGUGACUGUAUCAUGUAGGACAGUAAUGAUGUAGGAUUAGACUCAAUGUCAGGACUUGCACAGUAUAAAAGGGCUAGGAUUAGGAUUCUUUACCAUUUAUCUAGAUAACAAAAAUCUAUAUUGUCAUUAUUCAGUUCAGUCUGAAUAGUUUCCACCAGAAUCUAACAUUCCUCAGUUCACGCUCUCCUUUUCUGUCCACUGCUUCAGACUUAACUUCAAAUGAUGAAUGAAUAAUCGAUCAUUUGUGAUUGUAUAAAUGACUCAUUUAUGAGUAGAACGAAUGGAAAACUGAGAAUAUGGUUGGAAAUAUCAAAGUAAGUUAUUCAGUGAAAUCUGGUGUCAACAAACACGAGUCGCCCGAAUAACAAUGUAACAACUAAUAUAACCAUCAAUAGAAGCUAAUUCCCAGCACACGCCUCAUAAACAGUCACACACAGAGAAACACAGAUGUGUUGUUUGUCCAUUCAGAACAUUCAGUUUCAGUCUGUAUUCUCAGGUUUCAUUUCAUCUGCUCACUCCUUCAUUCCCAGCUCUUUUCAUCCUUCAUCCGUCAGUUUGCCAUAAAGUUUGAAUGAAUGAUUUCCUCAACAGCAUGCCAGAGAAAUGCAUUCCUGAUGUUGCAGUCACUUGUGGGCUAUCUGAUAUUUAUUGUAACACACUGGUUUUGCUGCAAGAGUACUAUUUUCAGUAACUAUGUUAUUUGUGUAAUAAAGUGUCUGCAAAGCA